Messenger RNA from Culex pipiens pallens (northern house mosquito), 2205 nucleotides. Its product is annotated as WD repeat-containing protein 43. Bases 155 to 2131 code for a protein of 658 amino acids. Lineage: Eukaryota; Metazoa; Arthropoda; Insecta; Diptera; Culicidae. Gene Ontology annotation, cellular component: nucleolus. The transcript is spliced from 4 exons. The record is from RefSeq and is a predicted model, not a curated record. Gene Ontology annotation, biological process: maturation of SSU-rRNA from tricistronic rRNA transcript (SSU-rRNA, 5.8S rRNA, LSU-rRNA). Gene Ontology annotation, molecular function: protein binding.
CUCCCCUCCGCAAACGUCACUCUGGCCGAUUGACAGUUCUCGGCCGCCGAACAUGCCGUCUUCAAAACACGCUGUUUGCAGUUCGAUCGCGGUUUCAAACUAAUUUUUUGUUUCAAAUUCAGCGGAAAAUAACUGUGUAAGCAGUGCUCCCACGAUGGCGGCAUCGAUUGCGCGUCGGUUCUCCCGCGACGGCAAGCUGUUUGCGUUCGUCAACAGCCAGGGCAAGUUCGUGACGUACGACGUCGAGAAGAGCAGCGUCGCGCAGAUUUACACGCCGAACCUGCACCUGAACGUUCCGUGCACCUGCUUCACGUGGGUCCAGGUCCAGGCGGGUGGGGGAGGGCAAAGUUCCAAGAAGAAAAAGCGGUCCAGUAGUGGUGGCGGUGGGGCAGGUCAGACGAUGGUGGCGUUCGGAACGAGUAAAGGCGGAAUCGCGCUGUACAAUCCGGCCACGGCCCAGAUCGAGAAGAGCUUCAAGGGGGCGGGUCACACGGGGGCGAUUACGGGAAUCUGCAGCGAGGGGGGUGCGCUUUUCACGUCCGGGAACGAUGGCAAGGUGAUCGAGUGGAGUGUGGCGGAUUGUGAGCAGAAAAAGGUUCACAAUGUGGGCUUUGAAAAGCUGACCAGUUUGGCCGCGACUCAUCAGGGGGAAACGAUCCUCGCAGGUUCGAAGCAGCUUAAGCUGUGGGACACUGCGAAGGGAAAGAUGGUACGCCAGCUGGUUGGCCACACGUCCAACAUUGUCCUGGUGGAGGUCGUUAAUGAUUUGGAUGGGGCGAUUUACGCGCUGACCGGGUCGACCAACGAUCGGAACGUUUCGUUGUGGGCGCUGGAGGGAGACGAGAAGAUUCCGGCUGGGCUGUUUGCACUGGAUGAUGCCCCGGAGAGUAUUUCCGCGCGGAUGGAGGAGAACACGCUGCAUCUGCUGGUGGUGGCCAAGUCCGGGAUUGCGCACUAUUUUGCGAAGGAUUUGAACAAAAUCAACGCCUCCAAGCCGGUCAAGCCGACGCACACGUUCGAGGUGGCGCAGGACACCAAGGGCACCGGCACCAAGGUGGUCGGCCGCCUUCCCAUCUUCGCCGCCAGCCUGGAAUUCUCGCCGAACCUGCCGGAAGUGCUGAUCGCGUACGGCUCCGAGCUCGGUCUCAAGUUCGAACAGCUCCAGGAGGACACGGUGCGGGGCCAGAAGCAGGUCGUGAUUGUGCGCGAACCGGCCGCCUCGUUCCAGCGCAAGGAGCAGGAAGAGCUGCAGCUGAAGACGCGCACGCCGACGGUGGACAGCGCGUCGGUGGAGUUUUUGAACCCGGUCAACGCGGGCAAGAAGGCACUCAAGACGGUGGAGAUUCCGAUGGAGGAUCGGCUGGAGAACUUGGCGCUGACGGGGGACGGUGGGGACGGGGGGAAGUCUUCGGGGAUUAGUCAGAAGAAUAUGGCCCAUUUGCUGCUGCAGGGACUUCACAGCAAGGACGCGGAGAUUCUGCGCAGCGUGUUCGGCCGGAACGAGCCGGAGCUGAUUCAGCGGACGGCGGAGCGCAUUCCGGCGCAGUACAUCUCGGCGCUGCUGGCGGAGAUUUCCACGCUGAUGCAGCAGAAAACUGUGCACGUCGCAACGGCCGUUUGCUGGCUGAAGGCCCUCAUCCACAGCCACACGAGCCAGCUGAUGGCGCUGGGCUCGGAGAAUCUGCUGGCCAACUUCAGCACCUGUCUGGGCAUCAUCGAGUACCGGGUGCAGCAUGCCAACUCGCUGUCCAAACUCAGUGGCCGGUUGGACCUGCUCGUGAACCAGCUGGAUCGUACCGAGCGGUUGGCCAAGAAUCCGGAGGAGCUGGUGAACGCGCAAGCUCUCGUCUACCACGAGGACGACGAGUCGGACGUGGAUUCGGUGCUGGGGAAGGGUGCCGAUGGGGGUCAGGGUGGGUCAUCGUCGGUCGAUGAUGAUUCCGAUGACGUUGAAGACGAUGAUGAUGGCGAGGCGGACGAAACGGUCGGAAGCAUUCUGCGGUUGCGGAAUGGAAGCAUGGAAGAUGAUGAUGAUGAGGAGGAGGAGGAAGAAGCUGGAGCGGAACAAAGUGCCGAAGGAUCGUCGAGUGAGGACGACGAUGAUGACGAAGAAAUGGACGUUUCGGAUUAGUGCCGGCGUGGUGAAAAGUGUGUUGUAUAUCUGGUGUGUACAAUGAAUAAAGUUAGAUUGAAAAUGUUUAAGAA